This is a messenger RNA of Scophthalmus maximus (turbot), 3294 nucleotides long. It is a transcript of the gene nr1d2a, whose product is annotated as nuclear receptor subfamily 1, group D, member 2a. Gene Ontology annotation, biological process: negative regulation of transcription by RNA polymerase II; positive regulation of transcription by RNA polymerase II; cell differentiation. The transcript is spliced from 8 exons. Bases 338 to 2167 code for a protein of 609 amino acids. Gene Ontology annotation, molecular function: nuclear receptor activity; RNA polymerase II cis-regulatory region sequence-specific DNA binding; zinc ion binding. The record is from RefSeq and is a predicted model, not a curated record. NCBI's taxonomy places the organism in Eukaryota, Metazoa, Chordata, Actinopteri, Pleuronectiformes, Scophthalmidae.
UGCCCACUAGCGAGAACAUUCAGUUCUCUCGACUCGACCCGCGGGCAAACACUCUCGCACACGGCGCCAGCAGCGAGAGGGAGCGAGUUUGCCUCACACAAGCCCAGUUCUCGUUCCACAGGGCCGGACGCUGCUGGAUGAGUCGCUCUCGCAUUAGUAGCAGCUCGGUUCCGAAAAAGAAAUCCGCUCCCUGAUGUGAGCUUCAGCACCAGCAUCCUUUCACCUCGUCGUGUUCGCCACAAGUUUUAAGUCUUCGACGGGUUCAUCGCGACGGGCGGCGGAAGUCGUGACUUCUUGACUUUCGAGUCGUAAAUCCGAAAUAUCUGUUGACUCGGAGAUGCCUGAGGACGUCGGCACAGCCAAGCCCGGAGGCGUGAUUGCCUACAUUUCCUCCGGCUCUGCCUCCAGCCCGGAGUCCCUUAUGACCACCAGUACCAGCCGUGGCUACCUGUCCACAUCGCCCGCUCUGUCCCGCCCCUCGCUGCCCAGCAGGGCUGUGGGCAUGGUGGUGGACAUCGCUCCGCCGGCCAAGAGCGGCCACCCGCGCGGCCAUGGCACGGAGAAGGCCGGGCGCUCCUCCACGUCUGCCAAGAGCAGCAUCACCAAAAUCAACGGCAUGGUGCUGUUGUGCAAGGUGUGCGGGGACGUGGCCUCGGGCUUCCACUACGGCGUGCACGCUUGUGAGGGUUGCAAGGGCUUUUUCAGGAGAAGCAUCCAGCAGAACAUCCAGUACAAGAAGUGUCUUAAGAUGGAGAACUGCACCAUCAUGAGGAUCAACAGGAACCGCUGCCAGCAGUGUCGCUUCAAGAAGUGUCUGGCUGUUGGCAUGUCCAGAGAUGCUGUGCGAUUUGGCCGCAUCCCAAAGAGGGAAAAGCAAAGGAUGCUGCUGGAGAUGCAGAACGCCAUGAACAAUAUGAUGAACAACAACAGCCAGCUGCACAGCAUGCUGCACGGGCACCAGAGCCCCCCGCUGCCCAUGGAGGCCAUGACCAGCGACGCCAGCUCCUCCUCUUCCUCCUCUUCCUCCUCUUCUUCUGCUUCCGACUCACCGUCGUGCUCCAACCCCUCGUCGCCGCAGUGCCCCCAGGACUCGGAGUCUGUGGUGUCCAUGGACACCAACUCCAGCUCCGCCUCCUCGUGCGCGUCCGACAGCGGCGAGGACGAGGCCGUCGUCGCGACAAGCAGACAGCACCAACAUGCCUUAGCGUUCAGCCAGCAGAGGUCACAGAAACAAGGCCAGGUAUCGGCUUCUGCCGUCACCGUCGCCCUGGAGACUCGGUGUGAGCGCCGCAUGGAGGGACAACAGGAGAGCUGGAACUUGUGGAACAACAAUGCAUUGGUGGGAGGUUACCAGCACGGUGCUUACAGUGACAGCCAACGUGUCACCAACACUGCUUAUAUGCAGGAGAGGGGAGUUUACCAGGAGCUGCCUCAGCAGCAGCAUCACCACAACAGCGCCCCUAGCUGUGCACCAUCAGAAGACAGCCAAAGACAGCAUGAAUUUAACACACAAUCUGCCUCAAGUGGUUACAGUGGACCAACCAGCUGUGUGAAUAAUAGAGCACACUUGGUCUGCCCCAUGAACACCUCGCCCUACGUGGACACCCACAAGCCCAGCCAGGAGGUCUGGGAGGAAUUCUCCAUGAGCUUCACCCCUGCCGUGCGGGAGGUUGUCGAGUUCGCCAAGAAGAUCCCAGGCUUCCGCGAACUCCCUGAGCAUGAUCAAGUCAGCCUCCUGAAGGCCGGAACCUUCGAGGUGCUGAUGGUCCGAUUUGCGUCUCUGUUCAACGUGGUCGAGCGGACGGUGACCUUCCUGGGUGGCAAGCGCUACAGCCUGGACACGCUGCGCUCAUUGGGCGCCGGCGAGCUGCUCAACUCCAUGUGCGAGUUCAGCGAGAAGCUGGCGGCACUGCGGCUCGACGCAGACGAAAUGAGCCUCUUCACCGCCGUGGUGCUCGUCUCCGCCGAUCGCUCCGGGAUCCAGGACCUGAACUUGGUGGAGGCCCUGCAGGACAAGUUGAUCCGGGCUCUGCGGAAUCUGGUUAUUAAGAACCACGGCGACGAGGCGUCCACCACAUUCACCAAACUGCUGCUCAAGCUUCCCGAGCUGCGUUCACUCAACAACAUGCACUCGGAGGAACUACUGUCCUUCAAAGUGCACCCCUGAAAGCUUCCUGAGGGGGCGAACCUCUGCCCUCAACCUUCUCCACGCACCUCCACCAGGAUCUGCCUCUCAGCGACCCUCCCCCCACCCGCCUCGCCCUCUGUAUUCCUCCAACCUCAGUUGCGUGUUUGUUUCUAGAAUGUAUUGAAAGUUGUUUUUUUUAUUCUAUUUUUGUUAAGUAGGCCGUGUGGGGUCUGAAGAGAGAAGAAAAAACGUACUGUAUUUAUAGAAGACAUAGCUUCUGCUUGUUGCACACAAACACAUGCAAGUGCACGUGUGACACAAGUUCUUAGUUUUGCAAAGUUGGGGUGACUUUUCUAUUUUCAACCGACAGAAGAGAACUGGCUUUAAGAAAUGAUAAAAUAGAAACUAAUUGGUCAAUAUGAUCUUUUUUUUCGAGAAAUUUUGUUUCCUCCAAAAGCCAUUUAAUUCCAAAGUGUAUUCUCUGAUGAGGGGGUGAAUGUGAGAAUCAAUAUAUGUAUAGCGCAUGUUUGUUUGGUCCAAUAUUUUGACUGAUACAUGCCGGCAAGAAAGGCAAGCUUACCAGUAGACAUAUCAAAGAAUGUGUGACGACCGCUGCUAAUGCAUGGCUGUACUUAAUGCGAACAAUUUAUGACUUUUUUCCCCGGAUCUUUUCCCCUCGCCUCCGAAAAGCAUCAGUUCGUUGUUUCAGUGUAAAUAGUGUUGUAUGUUUUCUUUUCUUUGAAUUUUUUUUUCUAUGUGUUCAUGUCAACUGCCUGUACACUGAUUUUUCUGGGGGAGUUGAUGACGGCACUUUUCAGUGUCACUACAUUUGCACAAGCUCUUGAGCAGAAACCCACGUAACACAAACUCCACAGGACAGUGGACGCUGCGUCAUGUAAAGCUCUGUGUAAAUGUAAUCGCACCCAAGUGUUUUUGCUGUUUUCCCAAUUUCUGUUUUUGGUUUUUUAUCUGACUUUGUGUGCUUUCAACAUAGCACUGAAUUUGACACUUGCUUUUGUCAUCCAUUUUGUUGAAAUAUCUGUUUCUUCUACUGGCAACACUGCCAUAUGUAAAUAGCUAUAUAAAUAUAUAAAUAUAUAUAUAAAUAUCUGAUGAACAUAGAAUAUAAAUAAUGCUAUAGUAUGAAUAAAUUUAAGUGAAGAGUA